GAGAAGAUGCAUGCUGAGCUCAGUUCAUAAAUAGCCUUACCACUUCCUCAUAUGGCACAUUUUGCAAAAUGGAGCUUGUCGUACUUCUCUGUGCCGUUUCUCUGCUGCAUUCAUGUGAAGCACAAGAGUCCAGUGCUGUGACUCCUGUGUUUGUGAAGAAGGGAGAAGAUGUCCUUCUGAAUGUCACAAUAGCUGAUGAUCCUGAAGAAGAUCCUGUUUUCUGGAGAUUCAAUAAAACAGUUAAUUUAGUACGAUUUUUACCUGGUAGAGAACCAAAAGUCUCUGAUGAGUACUCUUUGAGGAUUGAGUUGCUUGAGAAAUACUCUGUGAAACUGAAGAAUCUAGAAGAGGCAGACAGUGGAGUUUAUACUGCAGUAGUGUCUGGGGAUACAGAUAAACAAAUAACUGGAUACAAGAUCACAGUUCAAGAUCCAGUGUCUCCAGUUAAUCUGUCAGUGGACUCUGUGUCCAGCAGCUCAGACUGGUGUAACCUGACAGUGAGCUGCAGAGCACAGGACUCUCACAUUAACAGCACCUUUAGAUGUCUCAACCACACCUGCAGUCAGGAGGGAGGAGAGAGACCACAGGUCACACCUUCUGAUGUUGAUCUCCAUGUCUACCUGUCCACUGGCUCCAUCAUCUGUAACCAUAGCAACCAGGUCAGCUGGACCAAGGACAUCAAAAUAAUUAAACAUUUCUGCCCCCGACAUGCUGGUCCAGAGAGUGUCUCUGCUGGUCUCUCUGUGUGCCUGCUGAACACAGCCUUGUUCUCCGUCAGUCUGAUCAUCAUGUGGUUGCAAACAAUGUAAGAUUUAAAAAAUAUUUGUACAAAAUCUGGGAAAAAUGUAUUUCAACUCAUUUGUAAAGCUUAAAUGAUACUUUCAAUCGAAUUUUGCAUUUUAUCUCCUUUACAUUUAUAUUGUUAUCAUUAAGAGCAAAGAUACAAGAAAUAGCCUUGAUAUAAUCCUGAAUGUUAUUAACAAUGUUGUAACAAUAUACUGUUAUGCAUGUUUAUAUGUACAGUAUGUUAUUAUAUUUGUUCAUCUUUGGGUGACUGCAGUUUCUGCUACAUGCACCAUUAUCUGAGAUUCAUUAACGGUAUACUCAUAUU
Molecule: messenger RNA, 1111 nt
Organism: Sander lucioperca (pikeperch)
Lineage: Eukaryota; Metazoa; Chordata; Actinopteri; Perciformes; Percidae
Exons: 4
Coding region: 69-809 (246 amino acids)
Source: RefSeq, a predicted model, not a curated record